Molecule: messenger RNA, 10048 nt
Organism: Xenopus tropicalis (tropical clawed frog)
Lineage: Eukaryota; Metazoa; Chordata; Amphibia; Anura; Pipidae
Gene: col25a1.2
Product: collagen, type XXV, alpha 1, gene 2
Exons: 38
Coding region: 480-2564 (694 amino acids)
Source: RefSeq, a predicted model, not a curated record
UCAGCGUGUCAGGGAAUAUCCAAGCUCACAACUGCAGAGAACUGGGAGUCAGUGCCCAACAUUAGUCAUGAGUUAAUGCCCAACCUGGUGACCAGUAUCCUAUCCUAGGACUGCUGUGCACAGUAUAAUGAGCAGCAGCCUGCUGGAGUGUUGAAUAGAAUCUGCAUCUGGACUACAAACCCACCGUCUGGCAGAGUGCAGAACAUAGUGAGCAGCCUGCUGGGGCAUUUAAUCCUGGUUUGAUUAAUUGCAGGUUUGGGGAGAAUAUUGGUGCAUUACAUUAUAUCAGGAAGCAUCACUUCUCUAUCACUUGGAAUAAGCGAGUGCAAGGAUAUCUCUUGGAAUAAGCAAGUGCAAGGAUUCCUCUGGACUUCCCUGACGCGUGUGUCACUCACUGGCAUUCUGCACUGAGAAGAGAAUACCUCUAGCUGGGGAGCCCACAGCUGGGCACACAACAAGCUCACACCAAACUGACAAACAUGUUGGGAACAGGAGAGAUGAGAAAGAAUGGAGAGAAGUCCCAGGGAUGUCACAGGGACAAGCUUGGAGGGGUGCUCAGUGGCUGGGUUAGGACUUUGCCCAGUGUCUUGGCAUUUGUGUUCUCCCUGUUGUCCAUGGCAUCAUUUCUUUAUCUGAAUAUGAAGACCAAUGACCUGCAGGGAAGGGUUUGGGCACUGCAGCAUGGCAAGUCUGGGGACAUUGCUUUCCAUAUGCCAGGAUUAUCUGUGGAUCAGCUUAACUCCAUCGUCCAGGAAAAAGUGGAUCGCCUCUUGUCCCAGAGGUCCUAUGAACACAUGGCAAAGCUCCGAAUCGCAAGAGAUGCACCGGCAGACUGCAACUGCCCAGCAGGCCCACCUGGACAGCGAGGAAAAAGGGGGAGAAGAGGUGAACCUGGACCACCAGGUCCUCCUGGCCCAAAGGGAGACAAGGGUGAUCAAGGUGAUCAGGGACCUCGGAUGGUGUUUCCUAAGAUCAAUCAUGGCUUUCUCUCUGCUGAUCAGCAGCUAAUAAAACGCCGCCUGAUUAAGGGUGAUCAAGGACAAGCAGGCCCCCCGGGCCCCCCAGGUCCACCGGGUCCACCAGGUCCUAGGGGUCCUCCAGGAGACACUGGGAAAGAUGGUCCAAGGGGAUUGUCUGGAGCUCCAGGGGAGACAGGGAAACCAGGCGAACAAGGCUUAAUGGGUCCAAUGGGGCCUCCUGGACAAAAGGGGUCCAUUGGUGCACCUGGAAUUCCUGGAGUAGAUGGUCAAAAGGGCGAGCAAGGAGAAGUUGGGACACCUGGCAUUGAUGGAGUAUCUGGAAUGAAGGGUGAUCCAGGUGAACAAGGAGAUAAGGGUGAUCCAGGGGAAGGCGGCCCUAAAGGAGAUAUAGGAGCUAAGGGGGAUCCAGGAUCUUCUGCUGCGGGAAUAAAGGGAGAGCCUGGAGAGCCUGGACGUUUUGGGCAGAAGGGUGAACCAGGGCUUCCUGGGCUUCCUGGACUUCCUGGGAUUAAGGGUGAGCCAGGAUUUCUAGGGCCUCAAGGAGAACCUGGAUUACCAGGCUUACCAGGAACUAAGGGGGAACGAGGAGAAAUUGGUCCACCUGGAAGGGGAGAAAGAGGCAGUACUGGACUAACUGGACCAAAGGGGGAGCCUGGUGAAUCCGGAUCUAGAGGCCCAAAGGGGUCAAAGGGAGAAUCUGGAAGCAAAGGAGAUUCUGGCCCCAUUGGUCCUAGGGGGCCUCCAGGUCAAAAAGGGGAUCAAGGGGCUACUGAGAUCAUAGAUUACAAUGGGAAUAUUCAGGAAGCCUUGCAGAGGAUUACAGCCAUUACUGUUACGGGGCCGCCUGGACCUCCUGGACCACCUGGUUUGCCAGGUCCAAAGGGUGAUGGAGGUCCUGUUGGUCCUCCAGGAGUUGAUGGGGAGCAGGGUCCAAAAGGAUCAAAGGGUGACCAUGGUGAUUCCGGGACAUCUGGAGAGAAGGGAGGAAUUGGUCUCCCUGGUUUGCCGGGUGCAAAUGGAAUGAAAGGAGAGAAAGGAGAUCAUGGUUCCCCUGGGCCCCAUGGCGCUUCUAUCAUUGGCCCCCCUGGACCUCCAGGGCCACAUGGCCCCCCUGGACCCAUGGGACCACAUGGACUUACAGGGCCAAAGGGUGAACCAGGGGUAAAUGGUCUUAAAGGAUUGAGGGGUGAGCCAGGUCAAAAGGGUGAAAGAGGACCACUGGGUCUUCCAGGAGCAUCUGGCUUAGACGGAAAGCCAGGACCCAGGGGGAAUGAUGGUCCCAUUGGUGCUUCUGGUCCAGCAGGUCCAAAAGGAGACAGAGGAGAAAAAGGAGUUGUUGGUGAUCCCGGACCCAGAGGGCCUUAUGGUUUACCUGGCAAAGAUGGAGAGCCUGGUCUAGACGGUUUUCCGGGUCCUCGUGGAGAAAAAGGUGACCCUGGAGAAAGGGGAGAAAAGGGGGAAAAGGGAAAGAAAGGCAAAAAAGGGCCUAAAGGGGAGAAAGGAGAACAGGGUGCCCCUGGAUUAGAUGCACCUUGCCCAUUGGGACCAGAUGGGCUUCCAAUGCCUGGUUGUUGGCAAAAGUGAUGACUCUAACCAUGCAAGCAUGAAGUUGUAAAUAUUAAUUCAAACUAUGUAUUUAUAGUUGAAAAGAAAGAGAAUGGUUUCACCAAAAAAUGUUUACAUGUACCUUCUACGUGUUCAGUACAACUUUUUUUCACUUGCACAUGCUGUUUGGCAGUCAUAAAUACACCUGUUUAAACCUGCAAAAUCAUGGAAAAUAUACAAACAUAUGUCUGGUAUAUGACUUUUUUGCAUAAUAUGUAUAGCUCACAAAUCUUUUCUAUUCUGCCAUUUAAAAGAACAUCACAAACCAAUAUUCAUGGAAAUAGUGACCAAAUAUUGUUAAUAGUGACCAAAUAUGGACAAACCCUAAUAUAAUCUCAUUGAAGCCUACUUAAUUCCAUGAUGAUGCCAAACAGCACCACUGAUUUGUGCCAUUGUACCUGUAUGAAAAGACUACAGAUAUGCAUGACAUCUGUGUCCUAAUAUUUGCUGUGUGAUUGAACCUCAUGUGCCAAAAGAAUGACCGCUGUGACAGCCAACCAUCUCAACAUCUUCAUUUUGUUCGUUCUAAGGGAGUGACCCCAUGGCUUGUUGCCAAAAAGAGAUGAGGAGAGUGAAGAGGCAGAGAAACAACUAAUAAUUUUUUGGAGCUAUAUGGGCAAAAUUGCAGGUCUUUAAUCUACUGAAUAAGCCUUUAUAAUACUAAGGUUAAUUGACCUUGAUUGUCUUUGCCAAUGGUGGUUGUAUGCUACCAAGGACUCCAGAAAGUAGAAGAGGACAUAUAUUGAAGACAGGAUACACCAUAGUGAUCCACCAACAUGUGAAGGUGAUUGAUGAAAACCCUGUGGCCUGGUUUCAAGUCAAUCCGCAGAGAUGUUCCACUGAAAAGAGAAUCUCAAAUGUAUCCGGUGACCGAUUGUUCUUCACACCUUUUAGGGAGAAAUGGCUAUGGCAUAUGGAAGUCUCAUCUGGAACUUGUAUGACAAGAAUAGGAAUAGUCACUCUCUAUGGUUUCAUUUCUACAGCAAAAAGUGCACACAAGUUGUAUGAUCCUGUGCAGAAGGGUCUUAGCUGACCUUAUGUUGAUUGCUUCCCAAUUGUUGACUAUUAAGGUGUUGUGCAUUAAGGGAACCUAUAACCACAGUAAACAUGAUAGAUGCCGAAAGGUAAUCUGCUUUGCUCAUAAGUACUGUAAUUUAUUGACAGACGCUAGCUUUUUUUGCCAUUUGUUAUAUUUUAGUGACAUAUCGUGAUCCAAUCGGAAUGGUCGAGACUUAUUAGUGCAGCACCUAUAACAAUUAAGCAAGCAACUCCUUUAGUUGUCUAGGCACCGUUGUAACAGGCGUUUAGGAAUAAACUGCAGCUGCUAUCAGAAUUGUAGAAGAUGUAAUAUAUUCAAUUGUUGUUUUAAGUAUUAUUUGCUGUAAAAACUUAAAACUUUUUUUUAUUAUUAUUUCUUACGAAAGAAUGCUUACUCUGUUAACUUAAAGUGCAAAAUGCUUGGUAAUUUCAAAUGCAUUUGUAAUUAUAAUUCCUCUUGUUACACACGUGCCAAAUGCUUUAAUGAGCAUUUUAAAGAGUUGCCAGUGUAGGUGAAUAUCCACGUAGGUAGGCUUUGCUGUUGGAUAUGACUUCCUUACCUAUCAACCGUAGAGAAAGUUUUGUGAUUGUGAUAAUAUAAAAUCACAGCAUUCUGCAUGUGUUAAUUAUGUUGUAUAUUCCAGUGGGUUUGUUGAUCAGUGUCUGAUAACUGACUGUCAUUUCCCCUUCACUACAAAAAAAUCAAUUCAAUGCAAAAUUUGCACCCAGACCAUCAAAUAUUUUUCAAGACCUUCCACUGAACUGGUCUAGAAGCCAUAUAAUCUGGUUUAAAACUUGCCACUAUAUUGAUGCCAUUUGGACUAUGCAAACAACUUGCUCUGCCUAAAAGCUGGACAUAUUUAGCAGUUUGAAUGUUUUAUGCCCUUACACAUUAAUUCCAAGCAAACUUUUCUACAUUUCAUUUUUUUUUUGGUGCUGUAUGUCUUUCAAUGUGAUGCAUUUAUGGCUUUGAAAAUGGUAUUAGUUAAUGUUACUAGCAUUCCUCAUUUCUUUGAAUGAAAACAACAGGUCUGCCUUUUUUAACAAUGGCAUAGUCAUUUAAUGUGUGUAUGCUAUUGAAAAAACAAUAAGCUGAUAUGUACUUUUUAUGGUGUGUGACAAGUAGCAUUGAAGUUACUGUUGAUCUUUUCAAAUGUAUUCCCUUACUUAAUAAGAGUUACUUAUCCUUUAAUAAGGAUAUGCAGUUAAUUGACAUGGUGACUGAAUGUUUCAUUGUUUCAUUUCUUAAUGAAUAUCAGUUUAAGCAUGAAACUCAACAUCAGUUUACGCUGACCAUACUAUAUUUAUCAGGGCUUUGACGUGGUCAUGUUAAUUUUUUCACAGUUUUAGCCAUAUUUAGCCAUUAGUAGUGAAGGUAAUAGAACAUAGCAAAUGAUUUUUCUUUUUAAAUCUGUAGAAAGAGAAACAAACUUUAGCAGAUGGAGUGCCCUAAUGCUUACAAGUGUGUUGAGUUAGUGUGAAUCACUGGUGGAUUCAUUUAUAGAAAAGUUUGUACCAAGCAGUGAACUAUGCUUCAAAAUGGACAUAAAGAAACAUAAUAGACAAUAUCCCUAAAGUGUCUAUGUUGAGAAAUUGUUCUGGACAUAGAAUCUGUUGGCUUGAAUGGCAUACUGUUCUGGAUAUUAGUACAAAAUUACAUUUUGAAGCUGCUGAGUCUGACCCAACAUAUGCAUAUGCAUUUUUCUAAUCUAUAAAAUCUUUCAAAUUGAAUCUAUCUUGCACAGAUUAUAAAUAAAUAUUACAUAUAGAUGUAGGCAUUCAGAACUGACUCAUAUAACCUGUCCAAUGUUUCUACUCUCCAGUUGCCUCCAUGCCAUUACAUAAUGUUCUGCUCAUAUUGCAAAAUACACAUCAUGGAGGUAAAAAAGACAGUAAAUAUACAUAAAAUGAAUAUACACAGAAACAAAAUUAGAAUGUAUUUAUAUUAAAAUGCAUCUAAUUGAAUUCAAAGCUUGAUGAGGGAAAGAUAUUUAUACACCACUGGCUGUAAGGUGGCAUAUGAUGCAUGGCUUUCUUUUUCCACUGUUUUAAAGUGAAACUUACAUAUUCCUAUGAUAAAAAAAAUUAUCAGUAUUGCUAGGAAAGAAUAGCCAUGAUAUAACUAAAACUAACAGAUGCUGACAAUGUUCCUAUUACUGCUGAUGGGCAGCCAGACAUGUUUUAAAAAUAUAACAUUUCCACUGAAUCAUAUUUCUUGAAAUGGAAAUAUGCCCUGUUUAUAGGCUGGGUUUAUCUUUCAUUUCUUCCCACUUAGCAGUUGGACAGUUGGAAUAUAUAAACAUAUUUUGUGAGGAAACCAGAGGUGGCCAGACAGUGUAGGAUACAGAAAGAAUAAAUAUCCAACCAGAAUCUAAUACCAAAAUUGUAUUGGAAGUGUAGUCGCCUUAUUAAAAAGGUGCAAGUUCAAUACAUAACACUAAAAACAAUAAAUAUUAAGUUAAAUAAACAGCAUCUGUCCAAUGUAGGUACCAGCAAUCCCAUAGUAAGUACCUCUGAGCUGAUUGUAUUUUACUGGUUACUAGUAAAAGAGCUAAACAGCUUUUUGGCACUACACAAGUAGACCAUUCCACAGUCCAUUACAAGCAUUUCUUUGAUUCUAACAGUUAAUUAGAAAUAUCAGGAAUUAGCCAUGCCAUGAGUAUGUUAGUGGAUCAUUCUGGAAGCAUUGGUAGACUAGAACUCUCAUUCCUUGGCUAUCUGACUUCAGCAUUGUCCCUAUGUAUGAUCUGUCAGGGGUUAGACACAAAUUUAUCUACUGGCAGACAGAGAAAACAUACUGUAUAAGCUACUCCUUUGUGCCAUAGUCUUAAUGGCAUUACUUUAUGGGAGCAAUACUGUUUCAUCAUAGGGUAUUUCCGCUGCAACCUGUCACCGUGCUCUUACUUUAGUAGCUUAAUGCCAAGAGCAGUCUAGAGACUAGCAGCUUCCAUUAAUAGAGACAUUGGUUAGUCCCUAGCAAAAGUGACUGUCUAUACACUACACAGCCUGUGUUUGUAAUAUCUAUUACAUCCAAUUUUUUUGCUUUGAAAGUAUGUCAUUUUAUUCUUUUUGUCCCUGGUUGCUUAUAUUAAUGAUAUCUAAAGCAAUAUUUUUGGCAUCUGUAGCAUUUAGGCUUGAUCAUUAGGGUAUCUAGUUCUUUUUCUGUGUAUGGAUAACAGUCAAUAACAGAAGGAUGGACGUAAGAGUCUAAUAGUGGGAUGUAUGAAACAUAUCGCUGAAUGUGAGUAACAUUCACAUUCUUGUGUUUAGCUGUUUAUUUUAUCUCUUUCAGUGACCCACAGUUGCUUCACUACUUUGCAAAAUGCACCUGGAGAAAAAAUACUUUCUCAUCUUUGAUAUAAUGCACCCCAUACUGUCCCCCGCCUCCUUAGGACUCAGCUUCAUAAGAAUGCUUGUGGCACAUCUGCAUGUUCUAUACUAGGGGGUAUUAAGUCCCUAAAAAUUCACCUUAAUUAAACCCCACAUGCAAUUGUAGAUGUUGCAACAUAUUUUACUAUUUGUAAGCAGAGGAUUUUAUUCUACUGUCUUUACUGAAAAACUAUUGCUGGGUAUUACAAUAUUGUAAUCAAAAUUAAAUAUGCCAAAGAAAAGCCACAGCUGUUGCAGAGCAUUAGUCAAAGUUAUACCCUUCUAAAGUAAUGUUGUGCAAUAUGUCAGUGCUUGGUCCAGGAGCAUUGUGUUUGCAGAAAGGCUAUAUAGAGACUGAGACUGUAACAUCAACAAAUACAUUUUUAUAAUGUUAUUGGGUGUAUUUGGUUAUAGUUUUCAAAAAUUCUCCUGUAUAUAAUACAUGCCAUUACUUUUUUAUUUAAUUUGAAAACAUAGCAUUAAAUGUAUCUAGGAUAUUUCAGGUGAUUCACUUCACUCACCUAUGUCUGCAUGAAAAAUUAUACUUUUUUGCCAUUUGGCAAAUUUACUCAUAUUAAGAUUUUGGUAUUGACUUUCACACAGUAAGACACUAGAUAAAAGUACACUAACAUGCUAAAAAUGUUGUUAGUUCUUAAAUACUAAUCCCAGAGGUGUAAGUACUGGAGCCCUGGCAACCUUUAGAGCACAUCCUUGGGGCACUUGGGCCCUUGGUAUUGGUGGGGAAUUUGUGCUCUGCAAGGUAAAGAGUGCAGCACUGUUGGGUGGCCCCAGCACACCUUAGCCCUUUACCCUGCAUGCUGCCCACAACACAUACACCCUUAAUUUCUUAAAAAUGGGGAUAUUAUAUCAUACAUUUACAAUGAUAUUCCUGUUGCAAAUGAUGUCUGGAUUAUUUUAAUAGGCACAGUAUAUGUGAGGUUAAGGCUCCAUAAAUAGCACAGGUAAUUCAUAUGUUUUAUAUAUAAAUAUCCCUGUAAUACAUUUAAUUAACUAAAAAAGGAAUAGUGAUAAUUUUGCUUUAAGACAAUCAUAGAUGGCCAAUAUAUAUUUUUUUAAAAGUUAAAAGCCUUUCCCAAAAUAAUAAUUGGCUGUUAUUGGUCGUUUCCAUCCAAGGUCGGACUGGGGGGUGAAGGGCCCACCAGGGCUCCCGCCCCAGGGGCCCUGCAGGUUCCCAGGCCCCCCUAACCCCCCUCGCAGGGCCCCCUACCCGACUUCCUACCCCGAGAGCGUAAAUUUAAUGCAUCAGGGCAGGAGUGGUCGAGCAGGGGGAGCGCCAACAAGGGUUGGGAUUUUUCCCGGUGUCCAGGCGGCCCAGUCCGACCCUGUUUCGAUCCCUUUACGCAUAACUGAAUAAUAUAGAAGGGCAGAAAACAUAUAGGGAAAGCUGUACUUACUAUUAAAUAUAUUUGCUCCUAAAUGCCAUAUUUGUUCCCAUCCUCAUUCAUUCAAGGUAGUUGCUUUCUUGAAAAAAAAACACAAUAUGGAUGAUGGCCCAGACACUGAUCCCUUCCAGAGAGGAAACUGUUCUAGACAGCAAUGAACUCCUACCUGGCAGCCCAUGCUACAUGUUUGCACACACGAGUGUCCCAUUUAGAAUAUUAUGGAGCUGGAUUUGUUUUAUAUUACAAAUAUAUUAUAUGCCAGACACAUACAGGAUACUGCACAUAUCACUGACUGUUAACUGUUUAAGAUUUUCCAUCGAACUGUGUUUGGGGGAAAAAAUGUAAGCAAAUGCAAUGUAUUUUCAAUGUAUUUUUAUCAAAAGAUGUAUGUAUAUUCAUUUUCCCUUUUGUUAAGAUAUAUAUAUAUUUUUGUUUCUUCUUUUUUUUACUUUUUUUUUUAAACAUUGUGUACAUUGAUUGUUUGAUUUAGAUUUUUUUUAUGCAGAAUGCGGAAAAAACUCCAACAAAGAAUAAGGAGUUCUUGUAGCAUUAUGCUGCUAUUGGUAAGACAGAGUGGGUGUAUGUAGUAACCAGGAAAAGUUUGCCCCGAUCCAGAAAUCCAUAGCAGCCAAUCAUAUGUUUGCUUUCAAUAUUCUUAUUUCACUAGACUGAUCAGAGCCAACUGCUAAGUGGUUGCUUGGGGGUACUGGACAUGGCAACCUUUGCCCAUAAUGUAACAUAACCACCCUUUAGUCAGUGUUGUCAGUCACAUGCAAUAAAGAUCAUCAAUUAAAGCAGUUAAAGGAGCAUAUUUAUAAAGGUGUGGGAGAUAUUUAACUUUAAAAAAGGUCUAAAAAGUGCUUAAACUAUAUGUGCAUUUCUACUAAACCAUAAUCCGUGCAUAUGAAUGAAUCCAAUGUACUGAAGUUUUAAAAUCCCCAGUACAAACAACUAACUACUGCAUUUAUAUGCAUUUGUAUUUUAUUUAUAACAGAUUAUGCCCAUAAUUUACACAAUUAUUACAUUGAAUUCAAUUUUGGCAGCGAUAACAUUCUAGAAUAAAAAGUGGUGUAAAAAUCUGCUGUGUUUUUAUUAUUUUAAGCUAAGACCUCUUUUUAUACCAAAAUGAUACUCACAUAUAAAAUGAAUGCACUAUUUUACCAAUACAUGGGCACACAUAGGGUGCACUGUGAUUUAAGUUAAGCAGUGUUUGGCAUACUUCAAUUAUGUAUUUGUACACCUUUAGAAAUAUGUCCCUAAGUGAGAAGGUAUUUUAUGGCCCAAGCAAUUCCAUGCACCAUAGGAUACCUUUUGACUUUAAAUGCUCAUUCAGUGUCUCAUCACUGACAUUUUUAUUUGUUGCCAACAAUUGUAAAAAUUAAUAUUAUUGUACUGAUGGCUUUUUUCUUCUUAUGUUGGGCCAUUGUAUCUUGUUUUCUCUUGGUCUAAGUAAGACAAAAAGCCUAUGAAUUUCUGCUCACCAGAUUUCUGAUUGCCCACCAGAUUUUGUUUCAUGUCUUUUGAGUUUUGUACUUUUGUUUGGGUAUAUAAUUUCAUGGUGAGAAGUUGACCUUCAGAUUUAUUUUUACACUAUGUAUGACAUAUUUUCAUAAUGUAAAGCGUGUGUAAUUAAAAUAUUAAGCUUAUUGUUAA